Molecule: messenger RNA, 1492 nt
Organism: Dioscorea cayenensis subsp. rotundata (Guinea yam)
Lineage: Eukaryota; Viridiplantae; Streptophyta; Magnoliopsida; Dioscoreales; Dioscoreaceae
Product: pentatricopeptide repeat-containing protein At4g39530-like
Exons: 2
Coding region: 17-1417 (466 amino acids)
Biological process (GO): RNA modification
Cellular component (GO): intracellular membrane-bounded organelle
Molecular function (GO): protein binding; RNA binding
Source: RefSeq, a predicted model, not a curated record
UUCAUCCAAAACACUCAUGGCUUCCAUGCUUCCUUCCCCACCGCGCCACCACCACCACCACCCUCACCCUUUCUUCAAGCCCCAACCAUCGCUUCUCCUUCCCACCUUCUCUCAACGAUUCCGCACUUCCGGCCACCGCCUUCCUCCUCUGCGCUCAUCUCCUCUCCCAUCGUCCUCUGCCCUUCCGUUCGACCAACGCAUGCACGAAUCCCUCGCCAUUCUCGACCUCAUGCGAUCCCAAUCCAUCACCCCUGAUCCUUCCCUUCUCUGCACCCUCCUCAAGUCCUGUGCCGACGCUCAAAGCCUCCAUUUUGGCAAGCUUGUUCACGAGAAGGCCAUCCUCUUCGGCCUCCACACUGACACCUUUGUCUCCAAUAGCCUCAUUCACUUGUACUCCAAGUGCGGCCGCACUCGUUCUGCACAACAACUGUUCGACGAAAUGCCUCUGAGAAAUGUUGUUUCCUGGACCACCUUAAUUUCCAUGUAUAGUAACUCUAAUUUCCACAACAAAGCUCUCGACUUGUUUUGGUCUAUGAGGGAGAAGGAUGGCAUUGAGCCUAAUGCUUUUACUUAUACAGUUGCUUUGAAUUGUUGUGCCAGCACUGGUGAUUUGGAUAUGGGAAUCAGAAUUCAUGAGGAUGUUGUUAAAGAUGGUUGUGAUGGUGAUGAGUUUGUGGUUGUGGCAUUGAUUGAUAUGUAUGCAAAGUGUGGGAGUGUUGGUUUAGCAAGGAAAAUGUUUGAUAAAAUUACUGAGCCAUCUGUUGAAGCUUGCACUGCUAUGAUCGAGGGGUACUGUGCGAAUGAUCGUGCUAAGGAUGCUAUCAAUUUGAUUAGGCAGACAUUGCGGCGGUAUAAAGUUAGUAAGGUAGCUGAACGGAUAGGAUUUGCAACUAUGGUUCGGCCGUGUAUUGUCAAUAUGGGUCUUCGUCAAGGACAAGAAAUACAUGCGCACCUUAUCAAGUUUGGGCACAAACCGGGGAUGAAUACUCUAACAUUGCUCGUUGAAUUGUAUUCAAAAUGUGGCAAGAUGAUGAAUGCUUAUGAUAUUUUUAAUAAAUUGGUUGUUAAGGAUGUGGUUUUGUGGGGUAAAAUGAUUUCCGGUUUUGUGCACGAUGAAUUGUAUGGGGAAGCAUUGAAAGUAUAUGCAGAGAUGACAUGUUCCGGUUGUGGUGUUAACGCUUCUCUAGUGUCAUUUGCUUUGAAGGCAUGCAUUGGUUUGUUGAGUUUGGAGGAAGGCAAACAGAUACAUGGUAGAGUGAUUAAAGAUCCUCGCUUGUUGCGAAUUUCUGUGAUUCAUGACCUUUCGAAACUGUAUGAAUGUUGUGGGAAGCUUGAAGAAGUUCACAAGCUGAUGAAGAAGCUGCCAAACCUUGCGAUUGUUGGUGGUGUUGAACGCAUUGCAAAUGGAGCAAUGUAAAGUGUAUCAUCUUUGGUUGAGGGAACCUGUGAUUUCUUGGUGCAUGGGCUAGCAGGAAUCAAUGGUGAAGCACAG